Knipowitschia caucasica is the source of this 978-nucleotide messenger RNA. NCBI's taxonomy places the organism in Eukaryota, Metazoa, Chordata, Actinopteri, Gobiiformes, Gobiidae. The record is from the annotation of a GenBank genome assembly.
AUGAAACCCAUUCUGCUGCAGGGCCAUGAGCGGUCCAUCACACAGAUCAAGUACAACCGAGAAGGAGACCUGCUGUUCUCUGUGGCUAAAGAUACCAUUUGCAAUGUCUGGUACUCUGUCAAUGGUGAACGGCUUGGGACCUACAAUGGACACACAGGAGCUGUGUGGUGCGUGGAUUGUGACUGGGACACUAAAAACGUCUUGACCGGAUCAGCAGACAACAGCUGUCGGCUGUGGGACUGUGAGACUGGUAAACAGAUUGCUCUGGUCGACACCAGCUCUGCUGUCAGGACUUGUGGGUUUGACUUCAGCGGAAACAUCAUAAUGUUUUCUACAGACAAGCAGAUGGGUUACCAGUGCUUCCUAAAUUUCUAUGACCUGAGGGAUCCACAGCAAAUUGAGGACAACCAGCCAUACAUAAGCCUCCCCUGCAAUGACACUAAAGUGACCAGUGCUGCAUGGGGCCCCCUGGGAGAGUAUGUAAUUGCAGGCCAUGAGAACGGAGAGAUCAACCAGUACAGUGCAAAGGAUGGGGAGAUCCUGAAGAAAGCUAAGGAGCACAGCCGGCAAAUAAACGAUUUGCAGCUCUCUGUAGAUCUCACCAUGUUCAUCAGUGCCUCCAAAGACUGUACUGCUAAGCUGUUUGACUCCUCGUCAUUGGAUCACAUAAAGACCUUCAAGACGGAAAGGCCUGUGAACUCUGCUGCAAUCUCUCCCAUGAUGGAUCACGUGGUAAUGGGCGGUGGUCAAGAAGCCAUGGAUGUCACCACAACCUCCACUAGGAUUGGAAAGUUUGAGGCCAGGUUUUUCCAUGCUGCCUAUGAAGAGGAGUUUGGCAGAGUGAAGGGUCAUUUUGGUCCUAUUAACUGCGUGGCAUUCCAUCCAGACGGAAAGAGUUACAGCAGUGGUGGUGAGGAUGGAUACACCAGAAUUCAUUACUUCGACCCACAGUACUUUGACUUUGAGCUGGAGGCAUAA